Paramecium sonneborni is the source of this 409-nucleotide messenger RNA. The record is from the annotation of a GenBank genome assembly. Lineage: Eukaryota; Ciliophora; Oligohymenophorea; Peniculida; Parameciidae.
AUGGAACAAUAAGCCAUAAAUAUAAUGUUUUGGUAGAAUUUAGGAGAUUUAUCAGCACAAUUUAUUGUUAUGAUUAUAAAAAUUGUUUAUUAUAUUAUAAAAUAAAAAUUUAGAAUGCAAAGUAAAUAAAUUAUUAAGAUGAAUAGAUUAUAAACUAAUAACAAAGAAGGGAGAGGGCACAUUUUCAGAAGUUAUAAAAGCUUAGUCAAUAAAAACAAAUUAAUUGGUUGCUAUAAAAUGUAUGAAACAAGUUUUUUAAACAAUUGAUCAAGUAUUAAAUUAUUUCUAUUUUUGGUUAACAAAUUGAAAGAGAUAUAAGCAUUAAGAAAGUUAUAAAACCAUGAUCAUAUUAUAAAAUUGAUUGAAGUGUUAUAGUAAACUUGAUAAAUAUAAUUUAGUGAUGAACCUA